This is a messenger RNA of Hemiscyllium ocellatum (epaulette shark), 3193 nucleotides long. RefSeq names its product deleted in malignant brain tumors 1 protein-like. Bases 1 to 3165 code for a protein of 1054 amino acids. The record is from RefSeq and is a predicted model, not a curated record. NCBI's taxonomy places the organism in Eukaryota, Metazoa, Chordata, Chondrichthyes, Orectolobiformes, Hemiscylliidae. The transcript has 16 exons. Gene Ontology annotation, cellular component: membrane.
AUGACAGAUAAACCAGAAUAUGACUACCGGAAGUUGGCAGGCAGACUUGUCGACACUCAGGCCGAUAGCACAGAGACGGUGAGGCUGAGACUUGAGAAUGGAGGCAGUCCUUGUGCUGGUCGAGUGGGGAUUUACUACCGUUCGCUGUGGGGGACUGUGUAUGAUGAUAAAUGGGACCUUCUGGAUGCUUCUGUUGUUUGUCGGGAGCUGGACUGUGGCAGUGCGGUCUCUGCCCCAAGGCGGGCUUACUUUGGAGAAGGAUCCGGACCCAUUAUGACCGGGGCCCUUGAAUGCAAUGGGACCGAGCGCUCUCUGCGGGACUGUCAAUCAAGGAGAUGGGGUCACUACACCGGGUCAUACACCAAGAAUGCUGGUGUCAUUUGCUCAGACCACAUCCUUCCGAGAUUGGUGCCUGGAAGUGCCGAAUGCUUCGGCAAACUGGAGGUCCAGUUCAGUGACACCUGGGAAACAGUGUGUGGUCUUGACUGGGAUUUUAAAAACGCCAACGUGGUCUGUGCACAGCUUAACUGUGGCGUCGCCGUGUCUGUGUCAAGCUCUGCUCUUUCGGGAGGCUGUAAUGUGCUCAAGUCUACUGAGGUCAUUCAAUGUACGGGCAACGAGACUCAUCUGGGGAAGUGCCCUCGGUCUCCAGCCAAUCACCAGGAUUGCAGUGCACACAACAAUGUCACCCUGAUAUGUUCUGGCAGACCUGUCGACACUCAGGCCAAUAACACAGGUACGGUGAGUCUGAGACUGGAGAAUGGGGACAGUCCUUGCGCUGGCCGAGUGGAGAUUCACUUCAUGGGUCUGUGGGGGACUGUGCGUGAUGAUUACUGGGACAUGCCAGAUGCUACUGUUGUGUGUCGGCAGCUGGACUGUGGGAUCGCACUUUCUGCCCCAGGUGGGGCUCACUUUGGAGAAGGAUCUGGACCCAUUGUAACUGGAAAGUUUUGGUGCAAGGGGACAGAGCGCACUCUGCAGGACUGUCCAUCAGUUGAAUGGGGUCACUACACCGUUCCACAUUCCAAUGAUGCUGGUGUCAUCUGUUCAGAGCAAGUCAUGUUAGUACCUGAAAAUUCUCAAUGCCACGGAAGACUGGAAGUCCUGUUUGAAGACACCUGGAAAACGGUGUGUGGUCUUGACUGGGAUUUGAAAAACGCCAAUGUGGUCUGUGCGCAGCUUCAUUGUGGGGUGGCCGUGUCUGUCUCAAGCUCUGCUCAUUCUGGAGGCAGUACUGUGCUCAUGGGAUCGAAAGUCUUUGAAUGUACGGGCAACGAGACUCAACUGGGGAAUUGUCGUCGGUCUUCAACAACUCACUUCGAUUGCAACAGAUACAACAAUGUCACCCUGACCUGUUCCGAUGAUAGUUGGUCACCAAGACUGGUGAAUCGGAGAAACCGCUGUGAUGGCCAAGUUGAGAUUUAUUACAAUGGAAGCUGGGGAAGAGUACAGGACACCCUGUGGGAUCUGAAUGCUGCUCAUGUUGUGUGCAGACAGCUGGGAUGCGGUUAUGCCUUGGAAACGCAUAACUCUUCAAACUACGUGGAUAGCAAUGAGCGUCCAUUGAUACAUAGUAUCCAGUGUCAUGGACAGGAAUCACAGAUCCGAGAUUGCAACAUCUCCAAUUCUUUGCAAUUGUCUGUGACUGACAGCGGGAGCGUAGGCAUCCUCUGUUCAGAACAUAUCCAGUUAAGGCUGUCAGAUGGAGGAACCCGUUGUGCUGGUCGAUUGGAAAUUUACUACAAAGGGACAUGGGGAUCAGUUUGUGAUGACUCCUGGGAUGUGAGAGACGCUGAAGUGGUUUGUAAACAACUGGGUUGUGGAGGUGCACUGGAAAGGGCCCUUCCUUCCUCCUGCGGGCCGGGCACAGGGCCAGUUUGGUUGAAAGACGUGAACUGUUCUGGAAACGAAUCAUUUCUCUGGGAAUGCCCUUCAGCACCAUUCGGUCAGCAAGACGACUGUUCUCAUAAAGAGGACGUAAGAAUAAUGUGCUCAGAACACAAGGAGAUGCGGCUGGUGAAUGGAAAGCAUCGGUGCGAGGGGAGAGUGGAAGUGUUCUACAAUGAGGCCUGGGGAACGGUGUGCUCAGAAAGUCUGGACUUCCACGAUGGGGAAGUGAUUUGUAAACAGUUGCAGUGCGGUGCUCUCCAGGACAUUGAUUAUUACACUAAGUUAUUCGGAGCAGGAACGGGACCUAUUUGGCUCGAUGACGUGGAGUGCCUGUCACACGAGCCAACGCUGUGGCAAUGUAAGAGAAAUCCGUGGGGUCAACACAACUGCGACCACAGGGAAGAUGCAGGUGUUGUUUGUUCAGGUAACACAGCAAAUCUAAAUUUUCAGUUGUCAUUUCAAAAACUGAUUUACAAUGGAGUCAACAUGUUCCUCCUCUUCACAGAGACCAAUGCAACAAAGGAGCAGUCCCUCAAUUCAAGUUCUUGCCAUCAGCAAGCAGAUUCGCAACACAGCGUGAGCCUGGUUGGAGGAAGCAGCAACUGUGCUGGGAGAGUGGAGAUAAUGUGCGAUGAAGGUUGGGGCGCGUUGUGUGGCGAUUCCUGGGAUAUAACUGAGGCCAAUGUUGUCUGCAGACAGCUGGGAUGUGGCUUCGCUCUAUCAUCCCAAGGAGGGUCCGCUUAUUCCCAGGCUAAAGGCAUAAUCUGGCAGAACGAUGUGAAGUGUAAGGGAAGUGAAUCCUCUCUGUCAGACUGUCUCUCCCUGGAGCUAAAGCAAAAGGAGUGUGAUCACAAGGGAAUUGCCCAUGUGAUCUGUUCUGGACCUGAUUUGUUGCUGCCAUCCCGUUCAACUCCACUUGCUGGACAGGCAAGGGCAUCUAUUUCCAUACCUGGCAUCAUCUGCUUAGCGUUGGCAGUCCUGUUAAUCUGUGAUGUGAUCGCGCUGCUGGUCGUAAUGCAGAGAAAAUAUCAAAGGAAAGGCCGUUACACUGGUGGCUCAAGCCUUGGUUUGUAUCAAGGAAUUUAUGAAGAAAUUGCGGACAUUCCCCCUGUCAAGAAGACUUCUGAGAAACAUGGGUCAGCUCCAGUUCAGGACCAUUACGAUGACAUUGAGACUGAAUCUCAGGAUGGUCAGUCACAAUUGGAAAGUAAUGCUGAUGAAUCCCUCGCACUGACAAAUGCUGAUGAUGGUCUUUGUUCAGUCGGUAAAUGUUAGAGUCUAUUUCAGCAUGGGCUGCCCCGAG